Dromiciops gliroides (monito del monte) is the source of this 4906-nucleotide messenger RNA. RefSeq names its product GRAM domain containing 4 (gene GRAMD4). Gene Ontology annotation, biological process: apoptotic process; negative regulation of toll-like receptor 9 signaling pathway. NCBI's taxonomy places the organism in Eukaryota, Metazoa, Chordata, Mammalia, Microbiotheria, Microbiotheriidae. The record is from RefSeq and is a predicted model, not a curated record. The coding region runs from base 38 to 1948 and encodes 636 amino acids. The transcript is spliced from 19 exons.
UGGGGCCCCGGGGUCCAGGCUGACUUUGCCUGCCGAGAUGCUGGGGGACCUGUGGGGUAUAGGAGAGAAAACUCUGGAUCUGAAGUUGGAUGAGCUAGAGUGGAAUUCUGCCUCCCCACAUUCCUCCGUGGGGGACCUCAGGGACUCCGACCGUCAUGUUAAGGUGAAGCCGCGCAGUUCUGUGCUGAACAUGCUCAAAAGGUUGGACAAAAUCAGGUUCAGGGGUCACAAGAGAGAUGAGUUCCUCGACUUAGCCGAGUCUCCCAACGCGUCCGACACGGAGUGUGGCGAUGAGGUCCCCGUGAAGAUCCCUCGGACGUCCACCCGCGACAGCGAGGAGCUGCGGGACCCUGCUGGUCCGGGCACUCUCAUCAUGGCUGCUGGAGUCCAGGAUUAUAACCGGACAGAAUUCGAUCGACUAAACGAGAUCAAAGGGCACCUGGAGAUCGCCUUGUUGGAAAAACACUUUUUACAAGAGGAGCUGCGGAAGCUGAGGGAGGAGACCAACGCCGAGAUGCUGAAGCAGGAGCUGGAGAAGGAGAGGCAGCGGCGCCUGGAGCUGGAGCAGAAGUUCCAGGAGAUCCUCAAGGCCAGGGCCGAGGAGCCAGCCCCCCAGCAGCCUCCCAGGGGACCGGCAGCGGUGACAGCGACGACGCAAGCCAAUCACGGCUCAGAUAAGCGUAGCCAGAUGAUGUGCUCGCGAGUUCAGAAGUGGUUCUACGACAGGUUUGGGGAAUACGUGGAAGACUUCCGGUUUCAGCCUGAAGAAAGCACGGUGGAGACGGAGGAGCCUCUGAGUGCCAGAAGGUUGACUGAAAACAUGAGGAGGCUGAAACGAGGUGCCAAACCCGUCACAAGCUUUGUGAAGAAUCUCUCUGCCUUAUCCGACUGGUAUUCUGUCUACACCUCUGCUAUUGCCUUCAUUGUCUACAUGAAUGCCGUGUGGCACGGCUGGGCCAUCCCCAUGUUCUUGUUUUUAGCCAUCUUGAGGCUGUCACUCAAUUACCUCAUCGCCAGGGGCUGGCGGAUCCAGUGGAGCAUCGUGCCUGAAGUCUCCGAGGCUGUGGAGCCUCCAAAGGAAGACUUGACGGUAUCAGAGAAGUUUCAGCUGGUGCUGGACGUGGCCCAGAAAGCCCAGAAUCUGUUUGGGAAGAUGGCCGACAUCCUGGAGAAGAUUAAGAACUUGUUCAUGUGGGUCCAGCCGGAAAUCACCCAGAAGCUCUACAUUGCCUUGUGGGCAGCAUUCCUCGCCUCCUGCUUCUUCCCCUACAGGAUUGUGGGGCUCAUGAUGGGCCUCUACGCAGGCAUCAAGUUUUUCCUCAUUGACUUUCUCUUCAAACGCUGCCCCCGCCUCCGAGCCAAGUACGACACUCCCUACAUCAUCUGGACCAACCUGCCCACAGACCCCCAGCUCAAAGAGCGCUCAGCUGCCACCGUGACCAGGAGGCUCCAGACCACGUCCUCCAGGAGCUACGUGGGCGCCAGCGCUCCAGCGGGUAUGAGCAGGGACGAAGACACAGGACGCUUCCAUGGGACCAAAAGGGGAAAUUUCCACGAAAUCUUUAACUUGACGGAAAAUGAACGGCCUCUGGCAGUGUGUGAGAAUGGCUGGCGGUGUUGCCUGAUCAACAGAGACCGGAAGAUGCCGACAGACUACAUCCGGAACGGCGUCUUGUAUGUGACAGAGAAUUACCUGUGCUUUGAGAGCUCCAAGUCCGGCUCCUCCAAGAGGAACAAGGUCAUCAAGCUCCUGGACAUCACUGACAUUCAGAAGUACAAAGUCCUUUCUGUCCUGCCGGGAUCGGGCAUGGGGAUUGCAGUAUCGACACCAUCCACCCAAAAGCCCCUCGUGUUUGGAGCCAUGGUGCACAGGGACGAAGCGUUCGAGACCAUCUUCGGCCAGUACGUGAAGAUCACGUCGGCGGCAGCGUCCAGUGGUGACAGCUAGGAGUGCGCCCCAGGCCGCCGGCACCUUCUUUGUCUCUCAAACGACUCUGGCAGUGGACACGAUCAGUCAUCUCAUGAUCUCCUUUGCAAUAAUGCUCCUGGUCCCGUGGGCUCUCCUCCAUGUCACCAUCCCCCUUCCUGUCUGUCUGCACAUUGGUGUGAAAGGCAGCGAGCCCACAGGCCAUGCCCUUGCACACCAAGCACUUGUGAUGUUUACUCAUGGGAUGAGAAAAGGCAGGGAGGGCCUGGGUGCCCACUCUGGAUAAGUGGGGCAGGGAGGGCCUGGGUGCCCACUUGGAAUGAGUGGGGCAUGUUGUCUUGGUCACCACACAUGGCUCCAUUGCGUCCCACAUGCACAGAGCAGCCAGAAGGCAGCCGUAGGCCUGAUGGUCCAGUCCUUGGUCCUCGACAGGCCUUAGCCCCUCCCAGCCUGCAAAGCCCUCAGGGGCUGGUGCUGGUGACCCCCCCCCCCCCGCCCCCAGGGCCCCUUCCACUGGUUCAGGCCUGGAAUACAGCUUGUUUCUGGUUCUCGUCACUGAGGUCGCUGGAGAAGAAUUGGGUCAGGAAUGAGUGUGAAGCUCCAUGCGAGGGAUGCCAACAGAUUUUUCCUCCCACUCCAAGGCCUCGGGGGUCACACGGGGGUCCAGUUCAGGAGACACAAGCUGCCCGGCGCCCUUUGGCAGAUCUGUCCCUCCUGACUCCCCUGAGCUGCCUCCUCUUCUGUGCGGGGAGGUCUUAAAGGGGAAUCUCAUGGAAGGCCCUACAGGGCUGGGACCCCCGUCCUGAGAAACGCCCCCUUUUCUGGCCCUUUGCCAAAGCCCCCACGUUGCUUGCUCCGUUCCCUUCCUCAGCUCCGUGUUGGCCUUCUCUUUGGUGCCUGCUGUGGGCCAAGCCUCCGGGAGCCUGGUGGUCCCUCGGGAAUCAUUGCAGGGCCCCAGCCCACCUCUGUCAACACAGGGACGGCGGGGCCUUCUGGGCUCCUUGGUUCCUAUGACAACGCUGGAAGUGCUUGGUAGCGUAGGGUAGUUAAAAUUAGUCUGACGACAGCUUGAUCGUCAAGCGGAGAUGGCCAGCUUGGCUCCGAGAUAGUGUAAAACUGGGGGGAAAUGGGAGAGAACCGAGCAUUCACACCCCCAUCCUGCCAUUCCAGGCCCCCAGGGCACGCCCACUACUGGAGUGCGCUGGGCUUGGGAGCUGGGCAGAGCCCUUUGCUGUGACAGUAUUUCUAGGCCAUGUUUGCAGCGUUUGAAUACUGUGUAAUUAGGCCCAGGGCCUGAUGCUUGACCUGGCCCUGGCCCCGCCUCCUCUCCAUCCCUGGUCCCAGACACACCGAAGGGCAAAUGUGUGUGUCCACACAGGACAAGAAAGUAGGGGUGGAGAGAAAGCCGGACCAGCCCUUAGCGAAAACCUCUGGCCUCGCCACGGAGAGAUUACCCCCUCGGCGGGAGGGGCCCUGGGCUGGCUUUUGUCUUCACCAGAAUUCAAAGCUGGUCUGAGGGCUUGCCAGUCCCAGGCCUGGAGCCAGGUCUCUGCUCGGGGCAGGGAAGAUGCACGAACCUUUCUUCGGAAGUCACCUCCUUGCCCUUUGAAGCAUCAGCCUCUGGCCACACCCCAGCCUGUCCAGCUUGUCCUGCGUCCUGUGGAUGUUUGUGAGAGUCGUUUUUUGAAGAAAUAGAUUCUAUUUUUUACAGAGAGCAAGCUGUUUUUUUCUUAUUUUUGUAUCAUUUUCAGAUGGAAUUUUUACCUUUGCUCUGAUCAUAAUUUGCUGGUUUGGAAAAGGAAUCGGGAAGCAUCCCUUCUUACCUUUCCUAGUCCCAUCGAUCCCCUGGGGCAUCACCAUCGCCUCUGGGGAUUGGGAAGGGAAGAAGGCUUUGAGCUUGGGUGGUUUCUGUGCCCAAGGCCAGCCCACGGGGCACGCACGGCAUGCCCAGGCUCCCCAGGGCUUGGCUACCAGAUCAGGGCAGGGAGAACUCGCCGCUUCAGAACAGGGCUCAUCAACCUGUUUAUCAGCCACCCUGAUGAUGUGCCCACCACCACCGGUGACUGAUGCCCUGGACUCUGUCAGUGCCCAGAAGCUGCAUUUCUCAGUGACCUCGCCACCCGGGGGGCCGUCCCUCUAUUCUUCUUUCUCAAAGACCACCCUGUUCUUGGGGCUCAGAUUCCUGGUCUUGCUUCUGCAGCGACACCCCUUCCUUCUCUCAGUGCUGUUCCAGACCUAAAUCUGACCCUUGACCCUCAUUAACAAGAGGAAACUGGAAGCUGAAGGACUUCGGAGGGUGGGGGGUUUCCCAUGGCCGAGACACCGGAAUGAUGCCCCCCAGCUCUUUCCUGCUGGCUUUGGCGGGAUAUCUCGUCAGGAUAUAGUGGGUGACCUCGGGCCCCUUUAAGGGGUCCUUGCCCCAGUAGCCAGACACAGAUGUGUGUGCGGCCACGUUUGCUGCUGCUGUUGACCCUCAUAAAGCCCUUGCCCUAUGGGGCAGAAUUGGAUUCUACUUCUUUAAGAGAAGUGGGGUGGUUGAGUUGGAAUUCCUUCUAAGGAGCAAGGGAGAUGAAAACUGACCACGCCGAUGCCCAGCAGAUUGGCUUUGACAUUCAAUGCCCAUGAAGCUGCCGCCUCUCCUCUUCCUGUUUCUGCUCUGGAGGGGUCUGUCCGGGCAGACCGAGAGCAGAGGGUGGGUCUCCGGAGGAGAGGGGAGCCCGCGGCUCUGGGUGGGCUCGGUGCUUCAUCCCCGGCACCGAGAGAAGCCCACCUUCAUUUUCUACCUGGUGUCUACUUUGAACCUGUAAAUAAUCGUUCCUGCGUCACUUUUGUUCCACAAAGCAGUUGUGUGGAGAACUGAUGAAAACAGAGUCGCCCUGUGACAUUUUUUAAGAAAACCUCGUUUGUUUAAAGAAAAAGUCUUCUAUAAAUUAUCAUUUUUAUUUAAAUAAACCUAAAACGCUUUGUGCUAACAAGCCA